AUGCAGCCCAAGAAGAUAAAUAUCGAGAGCGACGGCUCCGGAACCGUCACCCUCGUCCCUGAAGAGCCUGAAGACAUGGCAAGUGACGUCUCUCCCAGUUACAAUCGCCCACGAGUUAACAAUGCUCCCAAUAGUGGCAUGCCUACAACCUCAUCGCUCCCUCCGACUUUCUUACCGCAGAUGCUAUUCGCCGAAUCGCCACCGAGUCCUCAACAGGCUGGACAACUGCAUAUCAGCGGGCGUGUGUCAAACGAGAACGAAUAUGUCAAGAUGGGCGCAUACCAUACCCUUGAUCUCGAAUUACAGCGGCGAUUCACUUUAGAAAAGGGCGAUGGUUGGGACUCUGUGGCGAAGGAAAUCUUAGCUGAGGCUAUCAAAGAUGAUAAGGAAGGGGUCGUACCAGCGGUCGUUAUGCAAGAAGGCAUGGCGAACAUAUGUCUUAUUACCGAGCACCAAACAAUCUUGAAACAACGAGUGGAGACUAGGAUACCGAAGAAACGAUCCGGCGGCGCGAGCAAUCACGACGAAGCGCUGAAGAAAUUCUACGAAGCAACUUUGAGAGCUCUAAGCAGCCAUGUAGACAUCACCCAACCACGGCCGAUUUUGCUGGCAAGUCCUGGGUUCACGGCAGCCGGCUUUACCAAGCACAUCGUCGAUGAAGCAACACGGAAGGGAGAAAAGGCAGUUCUGGCGAACAAGAAAAACUUCGUUGUCAUCCAUUCCAGUUCGGGGCAUCUUCACAGUUUGAACGAAGUGCUGAAAAGUCCAGAAGUUCUGGCAAAGCUGAAGAACACUAAAUACGCGAGAGAAACUCGACUUAUGGAUGACUUCAUGACUAUGCUCCGGAGGGACGAUGGUCGAGCAUGGUAUGGGCCUACCGAAGUCGAGCAGGCCGUGGAGAAAGGUGCUGUCGGAGCUGGCGGUGGAGUCCUGCUAAUAAACAAUUCUCUGUUCCGAAGUCAAGAGAUCGCAACUCGAAAACGGUGGGUGACUUUGGUUGACAAGGUCAAGGAAACAGGAGGGGAUGCCCGGGUUCUCAGCAGUGAUCACGAGAGUGAGGAUCUGGACGAUGAAGAUGACGAAGGAAUAGUAUGA
Messenger RNA from Drepanopeziza brunnea f. sp. 'multigermtubi' MB_m1, 1095 nucleotides. Lineage: Eukaryota; Fungi; Ascomycota; Leotiomycetes; Helotiales; Drepanopezizaceae. The record is from RefSeq and is a predicted model, not a curated record.